AUGUAACGAUAGCCAACAAAAAAGAGUUUUUCAUCUAAUAAACGUAGUGAGUCUGGAAACGAAAGAAAAAGGAGUGUUCACAAUGACUCAUCUUAUAAUCAUAAAAGUGAUGAAGAAUUACGUGAUGUUGUCAGUAAAUUAUAAUUCAAAAUUUUGAAAAAAAAUGAUCAUUUGGCUAAGAUGAAAGAAGAAAUCAUUGAGUUAUAAGUACAAUGGCAAGAAGAGAAAAGAAAUUGGCAGAAUGAAAAAUGUGCACUUGAAAGACAAGCAGACUUCUAUAAAGAGAAUGUGUAUGAAUUUAUCAUUAUCAUUAGACAUGCAGAAAGACUUAAUAAUCAAAAAUUAUAGAUCCAGAUUGAUAAACUAACAUAAAUGUUGACUGAUUAAUCCAAAAUCAAGUAACAUUUCGAUACAAAUACUACUCUAGAAAAAGUGAGUGGGUAAUUAAACUAAGAGAUUGAUGUAUUAUAGAAAGAAAUAGGAACACUAAGAACUUAAAUUACUUUAUUAGAAAAUAAGUUAUUGACUAAAGAAGAAACUAUUUCAGAGUAAUAAAUUAGAAUUUAAAAAUUAAAAAAGAAAAUGGAUCAAUAAUUAUAGGUUCAAUUAGAAGAGAAAAUGGUUGAUGUUGACAAAUAAAAAAAAAGGAGUGGAGAAAUUAAAGAGAGAGUUUCAGAAUUAGAAUUAAAAUUAAAGAAUUUAAGUUUGGAAAGCGAAAGAAUUAAAAAAGAUAAUAAGUUUCUAUAAUCAGAAAAUGAUCAAUUAAGAAUUUAAUAUGAAAAAUCAAGUAGAUUAAUACCAUAAUUAGAAGACUAAAAGUAAUUUUUAUUUCAUCUUUUUUAGUAAGCGAUUAGAAUUAGAAAUAAAUGAUUAUGAAUAAUAAUUUGAAAAAAUGAGUAAAUAGAUUAGAGAUCUUAAUAAUUAAUAUGCAAAUGAAAAACAAUAUGGCCAAUCUCACAAUGAAGAACUUAAAAAGAAGAAUGCAUAGAUUGAUAAUUUAGAAUCACAAAUUAAUGAAUAAAUUAGACUAUUACAUGCUGAAUAGAGAUAAAAUACUUUUUUGAAAGAAGAGAUGGAAAAAUAUAAAGAAUAAUUAGAAAGAUUAUAAAGACAAUCUUAAUAAUUAACUGAUGCUUAACAUAAAGAUAUGGAUGUGUUGGAAGCUAAAAUUGAAAAAAUCAGCAAAGAAAUGAUUAAAUUAAGAGAGGAAAAUAGUAUUUUAAAAUCGCAAUUGUCAAAUCAAAAAAAGGAACAUGCUUAAUAUAUUGAUACCAUUGAUCAAUUAUAAAAAUAAGUUAGGGAUUUAAAAGGGAAAAAUAAAAUAUUAGUUUAACAACAUGAUGAUUUGGAUGCAAGGAUCAAUUAAUUAGCUUAAAUGAAACAAUAAAAAACUACUAAAGUUAGAAUACAAGAUUCUGAUUUUAGAAAGAAGAUGGCAAAAUUAGAGCGUUCAGAUAGUAGCAGUUCCUUUUCUGAUUGA
Messenger RNA from Paramecium octaurelia, 1480 nucleotides. NCBI's taxonomy places the organism in Eukaryota, Ciliophora, Oligohymenophorea, Peniculida, Parameciidae. The record is from the annotation of a GenBank genome assembly.